UUCGUUAGAGUUUUGUAAAAUCCUUUGCAAACAAACAGACAAUAACGCCAUGAAGACUUGCAGUUUUUUUGUUAGUUUUACCCUCGCUAUUGCCAUAGUGAAUGGAUUCAGCACCGAGGAACGUGUAAAACGUUUCUUUCGCCCAGAGCAUAGAGCACUUCUGCCGGAUUUAACCAGCUUUCAGAUCGAAGACGAGAAUAGCGUGGCGCGUGUUCCACAGAACGAUGAUUCCACUCAGUGUCUUGCCCACUGUGAGCCAGAGUGCCAAAAGUUAGACGUGCCGGAUUUUUUAACGGUAAGAAAAUUUUGCUUUCUUAAGUUGUAUUUAUUGGUUCUUACGAUUAUCCAAGUCUAAUAGGCGUAAACUGCAUGAGAUUUCUAGUCUCGUGCACCGUGCAUGAUACAGGUUCCACGGCUUUCUAGAGCAACCGAAGCACCCCAUAAAGAACGCGUCAUUUGAAAAGGACACAAACUGAUGUACUUUUUAGUUCCCAUAUACAAUUAAUAAUCUUUAUCGGUUACAUUCUUGAUUUUCUAAAAUUUUCCUCUUGUUUUUAAUGAACAGAAAAACACCAGCUUCCAUAAAUUUCAAGAGAUGCCUACCAACUGUGUCCUGGCUUCUACUAUCGUUUUCAACAAUCCAUUGUACCAAUGUCAGUUUAUGUUGCUGUACUUGUUCGAUUGCUGCCGAUAUUGUAACGCAGUCCACAAGAAAUGUUUCGAUCAAAAUGGCGCUUUAAACGGCGGUCCAGGGUACUGCUAUCGUCAGUCCUUCAAUUGUAUGGGUAAAUGCAUAGAAAAGAACUCACCACCAGAAAUCGCCCCAUUCCCUUCACCUUAAAUUCCUGGAGAACUCUUUCAAUUUUUCCUAUGCUGUGGCAUUAAUGUACCGGUAUACCUAUCCUAUGAACGGUAUAUCUAUCCUAUUAAGGGAAGUUUUUUUUCCUGAUCAGUUCUUUGUUAGCAUUGCUAAAUAGUUUAACCUCCAGUACUUCAAAAUCAACAUUAGCAAGUAAUUUCCUCC
This is a messenger RNA of Pocillopora meandrina, 1024 nucleotides long. The record is from the annotation of a GenBank genome assembly. Lineage: Eukaryota; Metazoa; Cnidaria; Anthozoa; Scleractinia; Pocilloporidae.